Vanessa tameamea is the source of this 2877-nucleotide messenger RNA. RefSeq names its product multiple inositol polyphosphate phosphatase 1-like. The transcript has 10 exons. Bases 148 to 1569 code for a protein of 473 amino acids. Gene Ontology annotation, molecular function: inositol phosphate phosphatase activity; acid phosphatase activity. The record is from RefSeq and is a predicted model, not a curated record. NCBI's taxonomy places the organism in Eukaryota, Metazoa, Arthropoda, Insecta, Lepidoptera, Nymphalidae.
UACAAAGCCUGUUUCAUUUUCUUUGAGGCCAGCUAAGCCCAGUCCGUUCUCUAUAUCGCAGUGGGGACGCCGUGUUUCCCGCUAUUUUAUAGCCACAGAUUAUUAAAUCUAUUGCACAUUAUAUUCCCGCGAAAAAGCUAACUAAGGAUGCGCCUAAUAUUACUGGGCGCUCUGGCGAUCGCCACUCUGGCCUGUUGUCAAGAGACUUGCCACUCAUCUGACGAGGAUCCCUACUUGCUCUUCGGGACUAAAACUGCGUAUACAUUCGCGAACCAGGGCAUCCCAUUCAACAGAGCACACGAUGUACCCGGUUGUCAGCCCAUCGCGAUUUGGUUGCUGAUCCGGCACGGCUCCCACAACCCGGAGGCGGAUGAAAUCGCCGACCUUCAGAAACUUAGCGAUUUAAAAAACAACAUCAUCGCUAAUUAUAGAAAAGGAAACUUUAGAGAUACAAACAUUCGCAUGUGCCCGUCCGACGUUAACCUGCUCGAGAGGUGGGAAUGGAAUCCUCGUCAGAACAUCACCUUCGCCGGGGACCUCACCAGCGACGGCUACAUUUCAACACAGCAACUGGCCCAGGCUUGGAAACAAAAGUUCCCGGGACUGUUAACCGAUAACCUCCAUGAUUACGUAUUCAGAUACGUGAACGAUCAACGGUCGAGCACAACGUUCCGUGCUUUCACUGAAGGAUUAUUCAGAGCCCGAGAAGACACGUAUGACAUUACAAAGGAAAAUGACGAGAAACUGCUUCGCCCGGAAAAAUUUUGCUCUUCAUGGAUUAAUAACGUUGAAGAAAAUAACGAUACUUUGACACAAUUACGAACUUUUGAGUCCAAACAAGAAUACAAAGAGAUGAUAAGCAACAUCUCGUUACGUUUGGGCUUCAAUUACGAUAUCCAGAAAGAAAUAAUGAAGCAAAUGUAUCAAAUGUGUAGGUACAAUAAGGCGUGGGAUGUAUCGCAGAUCUCACCUUGGUGUGCCGCAUUCUCCAAAGACGACCUCAAACGGCUAGAAUACGCAGAAGACUUGGAAACCUACUACAAAUACGGCUACGGAACUCCGAUGAAUCAGCAACUCGGAUGUACCGGCAUCAAGGACAUGAUGGACUUCUUCAAAAUACACGUGGAGCGAGUCGCGCCGCAGCAGCCGCGCGCGCGCGUGCAGCUGGCGGAGGCGCCGCAGCUGCUGCUCGCGCUGGCGGCCACGGGCGCGCGCCGCGACGCCGCGCCGCUCACGGGCGACAACUACCACUCGGCCGUGGCGCAGGCGCGCAAGUGGACCGCCUCCAGCAUGGCGCCCUUCAACGCCAACUUCGCCGCCGUCCUGUACAAAUGCACACCGGACAGCAAUUUACAAAUCAACGACCAGUAUCAGGUGCUGUUCAUGGAAAACGAGAGACCGUUAAAUUUGGAGGACUGCAGAGUCGGUCUCUGCAAUUACACCUUUGUCAAAAACCGUUUCGGUCUCAUCGCUGAUAACUGUAAUCUGGACUUCUGCAACUCGGCAACUAAAGCGAGCAGUAUUAUUGGAUUAAGCUUAAUCUUGGUAUUCAUUACUAAAUUACUUUAAAAAAUAGUAAUAUUUAGCUAUGAGGUUAAUUUCGAGUACCUUAUAUAUCACCAAUUCCAUGUAAAAUAAAAAUAGUUACAAAGAUAAAAAAUAAGAUGAAUAUAUUUUAGCACCGAAAGUGGAAUUUUAAAUAAAAAUAUAUAAAAGCCACAAGAAAAUUAACCGUUUAUUUACAAUUUGAAUCAAAAUCAAAGCAAAUAGAGACUAUACAAGUGCAAUACAUUUAAAUUACUACAAAACCAAAUACAGCCAACUUUGAUAAUUAAAUAAGGUAAGGAAUAACAAAAUGGCUUACGUCACAUGUAAUAACGACCAACACGGUUUAUCAAGAGACGUCCGAACCCUACGAGCGCUGACGUGCCAGUGUCCUGAUACUUCUAAGUACUCGCGUGAUAUAUCCGAUCCCAGGGUCGCUUAUAGUAUUGUAUGGAGACUCCAUUUAAUAUAUUAUCAAUAUAAAUACAAUAAUUGUUGUUCCCGCUAGAUUUUAAAUGUAAUAGAUAUAUUAUGCUAUGUUUUGCAGUAUGUGUAUGACCUUAUACCAUUAAAUACAACCGUAAAAUAAGUGCAAUGUUAUCAUAUGACACUUCUAGUGGUAUGGAUGUUUAUUUCAUAAUACUGGUUGGUAUGUUUUAUUUAUGAUUUUACAUUAAAUUAAAUCAUAAAAAAACUAUUGUCAUUUACAAAAACGAGAAAUAAUUAAGAACCUUAAAUUAUACCAUGUGGAACUCUCAUAAAGAUAACGAUUAAUAAAAUGUUAUUUGGCUUUUUUUAUUAAAUUAAAUCUACAAAAAUAUAAUUUCAAUGUUUAAAGUUAAGAUAAAUAAUUAUGUUAUAGCUUGCAUAAAGCUUGAAUUUCCCAUAUUGUAUAUUUUUAUGUAAUUAAUUUAAAUAGUCAUUAGUAUAUUAUAAAUUAAAAUAAAGUUGUUAGUUUUUUUAAAUAUAAUUUCUAUAUUUAAGUAAUAAAGCUUUUUUAUUGUGAUUAAUAUCAUUUCAAUGUUAUCAUAUAUUUUGUAUGUUUAUUUUACUUAAUUGUAAUAAGUAAAAGUUUUAAUUUUACCAGCAAAGUAAAAUAAUAUAUAAUUUCAGAAAUUUAUUAACUGUUAUUGUAAAAUAAUGUAUCAAUAUUUUUUUUUAGUUUUGUAAACGACGCGUAUUGACAAAGUUCCACAGAGCACAAAGGUUGCCAAUUGUCUUUACAUAGCUUUACACAAUUUUAUGCUUUAAAUGUCAGAGCACUGAAUAAAAUAAAUAUUGUAGUUGUUAUAUAAGCACCAAAUCGUGUUUGAAUAAAUUGAUUUAAAGCUU